GUAGCUGGAAAACGGGAGAGAAAUAGAAUAGAGAAUUGCAUUGAUGGAUUUGUAGAAUUUCUCCUCAUAGUCCCUGCCUCCUACUUGCACUCCAGCCACUUCAAAGUCUCUCUCUCUCCCCAUAGCAAAGCUUGUUCUUUUCCUCUCCCAACACUACUUGAUCAAUCCAUCAUUCCUGAAGCCCCACCAUCUCAAGAUCACUGUGCAGAUGUCGAAGAAACGCAAAGCAACCGACCGUGAGUGUGCUAUCCCCCCAACAGGGCUUGAAACGGCCGACUCAGGUAACUAUUUAUAGCAAUCAUUAGAUUGCAUAGCACUGCUAGAAGGCAGACCAGAGAAGAAGACCCUGGGAGGACGGCCAGAGGCAGACACCUAGGUGUAAAGGUUGUUCGUGACCUGGUCUGUGCCUGCCUUGGCCUGAGGCUACGAGCUGAACUUUUCCCCAAUAGUUCUGCAAGAUUUGACCGAUGAGAAAGUAAAGGCAUAUCUCUCUCGUCACCCUCAAUUACUGGAUGAAUUUGUAUCAGAAAGUGUCUCUUCUGAAACCGUAGAAAAAUGGAUGAAAAAGAAAAACUUAAUUGAAGAUGUGACUCCCACAGAAGUCAGCAGGCAGUACCAGGAUACUAAUAUGCAAGGAGUUGUGUACGAACUAAACAGUUACAUGGAACAGCGGCUAGAUGCUGGCGGAGAUAACAAAUUACUUCUCUAUGAAUUAAGUGAUAUUAUCAGAACAGCCACAAAAGCUGAUGCAUUUGCACUAUAUUUCCUUGGAGAAUGCAAUAAUACCUUAUGUUUGUUCACACCUACUGGAACAAAAGGAGGACAGACUCAACUUAUUCCUGCUGGACCAGUUGAAUAUGGCACCACAAUAGCUGCCCAUGUAGCCAAAUCUCGAAAUACUUUGUUACUAGAAAAUAUUAAAGGGGAUGAAAGAUUUCCAAAAGGUACUGGACUGGACUCAGGGACUCGCAUCCAGUCUGUUCUUUGCUUACCUAUAGUUACAGCAAUUGGUGAUCUUAUUGGAAUUUUGGAACUUCAUAGGCAUUGGGGAAGGGAAGGCUUCCGCCUGUGUCACCAACAGGUGGCUACCGCUAAUCUUGCUUGGGCUUCAGUAGCAAUACAUCAAGUACAAGUUUGCAGAGGACUAGCGAAGCAAACCGAGCUGAAUGAUUUUCUACUAGAUGUGUCCAAAACAUAUUUUGAUAACAUAGUUGCAAUAGAUUCUUUACUUGAACAUAUUAUGAUAUAUGCAAAGAACUUGGUGAAUGCAGAUCGAUGUGCACUCUUUCAGGUAGACCACAAAAACAAAGAGUUGUAUUCUGAUCUUUUUGACAUUGGUGAAGAGGAUGAAGGAAAGCCAGUUUUUAGAAAGACCAAAGAAAUUAGAUUUUCCAUUGAAAAGGGAAUAGCUGGUCAAGUUGCCAGAACUGGUGAAGUUCUGAACAUCCCUGAUGCCUAUGCUGAUCCUCGCUUUAAUAGAGAAGUAGACCUAUAUACAGGUUAUACGACGAGGAAUAUCCUGUGUAUGCCUAUUGUAAGCAGAGGGAGUGUUAUUGGUGUUGUACAGAUGGUGAACAAACUAAGUGGAAGUGCCUUCUCCAAAACAGAUGAGAACAACUUUAAAAUGUUUGCUGUUUUCUGUGCUUUAGCCUUACACUGUGCAAAUAUGUACCAUCGAAUCCGCCACUCUGAGUGCAUUUACCGUGUGACUUUAGAGAAGUUGUCUUAUCACAGCAUCUGUACUUCAGAAGAAUGGCAGAACCUCAAGAACUGUACCCUUCCAGCAAUUAUCUGUAAAGAGAUUGAAUUAUACCACUUUGAUAUAACACCCUUUGAGGAUCUAUGGCCAGCAAUUUAUGUGUACAUGAUACAUCAAUCGUGUGGUAAAACUUGCUUUGAACUUGAAAAGUUGUGUCGUUUCACAAUGUCGGUGAAAAAGAACUAUCGCCGUGUCCCUUAUCAUAAUUGGAAACAUGCAGUAACGGUAUCACAUUGCAUGUAUGCUAUACUACAACGUAAUAAGGAAUUAUUCACUGAUUUGGAGAGAAAAGGACUCUUGAUAGCAUGCUUAUGUCAUGACCUCGAUCACCGGGGUUAUACGAACAGCUAUUUACAAAAAUUUGAUCACCCUCUGGCAGCAUUAUAUUCCACCUCUACAAUGGAACAACACCACUUCUCCCAAACUGUGUCUAUUCUGCAGCUGGAAGGGCACAAUAUCUUCUCUAACUUGAGUUCCAAUGAGUAUGAGCAAGUAUUGGAGAUAAUUCGCAAAGCCAUUAUUGCCACAGACCUUGCACUGUACUUUGGAAAUAGAAAACAUCUAGAAGAUCUUCACCAAACAGGGGCUCUCAACUUUAACAAUCAAGGGCACAGGGAUCGUUUAAUAGGUUUAAUGAUGACAGCUUGUGAUCUUUGCUCGGUAACAAAACUAUGGCCUGUGACCAGAAUGAUCGCUGAUGAUAUCUAUGCUGAAUUCUGGGCAGAGGGUGAUGAAAUGAAAAGGCUUGGUAUUUCCCCAAUACCCAUGAUGGACAGAGAUAAGAAGGAUGAAAUUCCUCAGGGGCAGAUUGGAUUCUAUAAUGCAGUGGCUGUUCCUUGCUAUACAACAUUAUCACAAAUUUUUCCGACCACAAGACCACUUCUUAAUGCAUGCAGGGAUAAUCUUAGCCAGUGGGAGAAGGUGUCCAGGGGAGAAGAUACCACAAUGUGGAUUCCUACCCAGCCAACAGAUUCUUCAGAUUCUCUUCCCGUUAAGAUUGAUGAUUGAUCUUCAGUGGCAUGAAAAGCGCAUCAACCACCACAUAAGGGAAAAAAAACAUGUUAUUCUAGUACACAUUUUCCCUUUUUUAACUGUAAAGUUUAACAGAUAAGUAGACCUAUGUUACUGUAGGACCUUACUUAGGAAAUGACUGUGUUGUAUUCAGUAACAUAGUUUCUAGCUACUUUUGUUAGCUGCAUAUCUCCUCUUAGGGUACUUUUUGCUUAAUGGUCUACCCGGUACUUAAACACUGAGGUGUGCAUAUUCAAAGGGUUUAGUUGUAAACCAUAUUAACUUUGGUAAAAUUAUCAUUUCUUAUUUUUAGAAAGGUUUCUUAGUUGAUCCUCUUUCAGGGGAGCACUGAGAAUUUUUGGCACUUAGUAAACCUGUGAAAGGUUAGGCUCUUAUUUUUUGUACUGUUUGUAGGUUAACAAGAGCACUUUGCAAUUACCUUGAGGUCUGCAGAACUGUGUGCAAAGGCUUUCGAGUAUUUGGGAUGUAAACUGUAUUUAUUUUAAAUGUUUAUAGACUGCUUCAAUCCUUGCUACUGCCGCUGUGCCUGGGCUGUAGGGUAGCGUCACCCCUCUUAUGUAGAUUCACAGAAACAACGAUGUCCGGCACCAUGCAGCAGGUAAAAGUCCACUUUAUUGAAGCAAUCAAUAAAAGUACAGGCAGAGCGCAGUCGCCUAUGCGUUGUCCUUAGUCA
Hyla sarda is the source of this 3464-nucleotide messenger RNA. RefSeq names its product phosphodiesterase 10A (gene PDE10A). The transcript has 24 exons. Gene Ontology annotation, molecular function: 3',5'-cGMP-stimulated cyclic-nucleotide phosphodiesterase activity; protein binding. Lineage: Eukaryota; Metazoa; Chordata; Amphibia; Anura; Hylidae. The record is from RefSeq and is a predicted model, not a curated record. Gene Ontology annotation, biological process: negative regulation of receptor guanylyl cyclase signaling pathway; signal transduction. Bases 560 to 2767 code for a protein of 735 amino acids.